UCUCUCUCUCUCUCUCUCUCUCUCUCUCUCUCUCUCAACUUCAAGUUUCCUUCCCUGUGAAGCAUCUCUCUUUCUCUCUCUGAAAUCUUUUUCCCUCCGUGAUUACUGCUCUCUCUUGGGUCCCAUUCCGUUCCGUCUUUCUGACUGAGCACAGAAGCACCCCUUUUGAAUCCACCCUCCUCAAACCCUUCCAUUUCUCUAUCUCCACCUCUUUCAUAGAUUCCUUGUUUUCAGAAAGAAUCAUGUCUCUUAUUGGGCAGGUCAUGUCUUUGAUUGGCGAGUCUGCUCUAUCGUCAUUCUUUCAGUCCCUGUUUGAGAAGAUUGAAUGCCCUGAGAUUCUGAAGUUCGCUCGUGAAGAUCAAGUACUUGCUGACAUUAGAAAGUUGGAGGAAAUUUUGAUGGGGAUCCAAUCUGUGCUUGAAGAUGCAGAGGAGAAGCAGUUGUCUAACCCUUUGGUGAAGAUGUGGCUGGACAAGCUCAAAGAUUUGGCUUACGAUGUGGAAGACAUUUUGGACGAGUAUCAAACCGAAUCUUUGCAACGCCAGUUGAAGGGAGAAACUGAAGCUGGUUCAAGUAAGUUUCGGAAACUGAUGUUCAAUCCAACAAUGGUGUCCAAGAUGAAGGAGGUCACUACCAGAUUUCAGACGAUCGUCGACCAGCAAAAGGACUUCGAAUUGAUAAAGAGAAAUGUUGGACGGACCUCCUCUAGCAAGGUAUGUGUGCGACCACCCAGUACAUGUUUGGCUCAUGAACCUGAAGUGUAUGGCAGAGAUGAAGAUAAAAGGAAGAUACGUCAUUUGAUUUUAAGCAAUGAUGCAAGUGAUAAGAACGUUAUAGUAAUACCCAUAGUUGGGAUGGGUGGGGUGGGUAAAACAACACUCGCCCGGCUUGUCUACAGUGAUGAGUCAUUACAACAACAAUUUAAUCUAAGAGAAUGGGUUUGUGUGUCUGAUGAUUUCGACAUUUUGAGAAUAACAAAGAGCAUUCUUGAGUCAAUCACAAAGAAGUUGUGCGAUCUAAAUGAGCUUAAUCAAGUUCAACUCCGACUACAUGAGCAAUUAGCAGGAAGGAAGUUUUUGAUUGUUUUAGAUGAUGUUUGGAACAAAAAUUAUGAUGAUUGGAACACCCUGCGUUCGCCACUUAUGCAUGGAGCUCCAGGAAGUAGAGUCAUCGUAACAACACGUGAUGAAGAUAUUGCACGGAUGAUGAAAACAAUUCAAUAUCACAAUUUGAAUUGUAUUUCAGAUGAAGAUUGCUGGAAAUUGUUUCUUGACCAUGCUUUUGAUAGUGGAAGUGUUGCAGAUCCAAAAGUGGAAGUCAUCCGUGAAAAGGUCAUAAACAAGUGCGGUGGCUUGCCAUUGGCAGCAAGGACUUUGGGAGGCCUUCUACGCUCAAAACCGCAGGAGCAUUGGGAAGAAGUAAUGAACAGCGAAAUUUGGAAUUCACAAGGUGACGGCAACAACAUUCUUUCUUUGUUAAGAUUAAGUUACUAUCAUCUCCCUUCGCAUUUAAAGAGAUGUUUCGCUUAUUGUGCAAUACUUCCCAAGGAUUAUGCUUUUGAAAAGAAGCAAUUAGUCCUUCUGUGGAUGGCAGAAGGUUUAAUUGAGCAACGAGAUGAUCAACAUAUGGAGGAUGUGGGUGAAGAGUAUUUUCAAGAUCUAUUUUCCAGAUCACUUUUUCAAUCUUCAAGCACUGGUGGAUUCGUAAUGCAUGACCUGGUGAACGAUCUAGCACAAGUGGUUGCUGGAGAUACAUAUUUCAGAUUGGAGGAAAAGUCAAGUAAGCAAGAAAAAGCUCGCCACUCUUCUUACAUCCCCUGCAGGUUUGAUCGCUGUGAAAGAUUUGAGCCAUUUGAAACCAUGAAGCAUAUGCGAACCUUCCUGCCCCUAUCACUAGCUGGUGAUAUGAAUAUCUGCUUAGCAAAUUGCAUUCCUUCUUAUUUGUUUUCAAAGUUACGAUUCUUAAGGGUUCUGUCCUUCAAUCAUUAUAAAAUCACUAAGCUACCAGAUUCAAUAGGUGACUUGAAGCAUCUAAGGUAUCUCGACCUUUCAUACACUUGUAUUGUAACUUUACCUGAGAGAACAACCUCUCUAUGUAAUUUACAAACUAUGCUGCUGAAAGGCUGUCGGGAUCUAGAGAAAUUGCCAUCAGAAAUGCAAAAUCUGAUCAACCUACGUCAUCUUGAUAUCCAAGACACAUCUGUUAAAGUGAUGCAGCAGGGAAUGGAAAAAUUGAGAAGUCUUCGGACGUUGUCUAAUUUUGUUGUGGGGGAAGGUAAUGAAGUGGGUAUAACAGCUUUGGUGAAUUUAAAGUUUCUUCGAGGGGCACUCCGCAUUUCAAGGUUGGAUAAUGUGGCUAAUGCUUCAAAUGUAAGAGGAACCAUUUUAUUGGACAAGGGGAGAAUAGAUGAUCUGGAGAUGGCAUGGGGAAGUUCUUAUUUGGCAAGUAGAUCGGUUUCUGUUCCAAACGAAGAUAGAGUUGUACUUGAGAAGAUGAAACCUCAUGAAAGUUUGGAAAAACUCACCAUAAUUGAUUAUGGUGGUAUUCAAUUUCCUUCGUGGGUAGGGGAUCCUUUAUUUCGAAAUCUAGUAUACCUAGAGUUGAAAAAUUGCAACUGCACAACCUUGCCUCAACUUGGGCUGCUUUCAUCUCUCAAGGACUUGGUUAUCAUAGGGUUUCCCAAUGUAAAAGUGGUUGAUUGUGAGUUUUGUGGGGAGAGUAUGAGCAGUUCAAAUCCUUUUCCAGCUCUUGAGACUCUACGCUUUGAGGACAUGAAAGAAUGGAAAGAGUGGAAUAUUUGUGGGUGUGAAUUCCGUCUUCUGCGCGAGCUUUCCAUUGUUAAUUGUCCCGAGCUGUUAGGAAAAUUACCCAGCCAUCUGCCUUCAUUGCAAACGCUUGAGAUUAGAGAAUGUUAUGGAUUGGUGGUUUCAUUUCAAAACCUUCCUAUCAUAUCUCACUUCGAAAUCCAAGGAUGCAGAAAGGUUGAAUUAGGUAGAGGUUUUAGCGCAGCAAACUUCUUGAUGGUUAGUAAAGUAGAAUCAUUUUUAUUUCGACCGAAAGAGUUGAUGCAAGGCUUAAGAAAGUUGAAAAGCUUGACUGUUGGUAAUAAUUCUUUCUAUCCUCUCUCUUGUCCAAAAUGGGUGCUUUUUGAAGGCAUCGCUAAACAUGGUAAGUUGUUGCAUAAGGGCGUCGCUGAUAGUGGAAUUAAAAUUUUGGAAUUUUGUUGUUGUGAAGGGCUUGAGAAACUACCGCCAUGGAUUCAUAGCUUUAAGUCUCUGAGAAAGCUAUCUAUUGAAAACUGCCCGAGACUUAUUUCUUUGCCAGAUGCAGUGAUUUAUAAAAGUUUGUGUCUUGAGGAGUUGAAAAUUUUUGAGUGUGAUUCUCUAAUUUCCAUUGGAAGACACCAGCUACCCACAACUCUAAGAAGACUAGAGAUACUUAGCUGCCACGGAUUGCAGAGGCUGCUGGAUGUGAGAGAGGCUUGUUCCUCUUCUAGGUUUACUGAUAAGGAGAGUAUCAGCUGCGAUGCUAACUCAUCUAAUCUCCAGCACUUGGGAAUUGAUUGGUGCCCCUCUGUUACUUUCUUAGGGCGUUACCUGCUUCUCUUAAAGUUCUGGCUUUCAAUUGUAACAUACAUGACAACGUAAGUGUAAAGUUAGAGUCAAUAGCUGAAAGGUUUGACAACAACACAUCUCUUGAAUCUAUUGAAAUCGUAGGUGCUCCUUAUCUUAAAUCCUUACCCGAGAACCUGCACAUGCUCACCAAUCUCCUCCGCAUUUGGAUACAUUGCUGUGAGAAACUCGAGGCCCUUCCUGAUAGUAUGCACAAUCUCACAUCUCUUCAAGAAUUAACCAUAACGAAUUGUCCCAAUGUUGUUUCUUUCCCUCAGGGAGGGUUGC
Messenger RNA from Hevea brasiliensis (rubber tree), 3899 nucleotides. RefSeq names its product putative disease resistance RPP13-like protein 1. Gene Ontology annotation, molecular function: ADP binding. NCBI's taxonomy places the organism in Eukaryota, Viridiplantae, Streptophyta, Magnoliopsida, Malpighiales, Euphorbiaceae. The transcript has a single exon. Bases 243 to 3647 code for a protein of 1134 amino acids. Gene Ontology annotation, biological process: defense response to other organism. The record is from RefSeq and is a predicted model, not a curated record.